Micropterus salmoides (largemouth bass) is the source of this 6022-nucleotide messenger RNA. Its product is annotated as 1-phosphatidylinositol 4,5-bisphosphate phosphodiesterase beta-1. Gene Ontology annotation, molecular function: calmodulin binding; phosphatidylinositol-4,5-bisphosphate phospholipase C activity; calcium ion binding. Gene Ontology annotation, cellular component: nuclear speck; cytoplasm. Gene Ontology annotation, biological process: memory; phosphatidylinositol-mediated signaling; lipid catabolic process. NCBI's taxonomy places the organism in Eukaryota, Metazoa, Chordata, Actinopteri, Centrarchiformes, Centrarchidae. The transcript has 32 exons. Bases 329 to 3814 code for a protein of 1161 amino acids. The record is from RefSeq and is a predicted model, not a curated record.
GAGAUGCAGCACCAACAGAGGAGAGAGGGGGAGACAAACAGAGGGAGGGAGGGAUAAGAAAAGAGAAGAGAGAGGAAGGAAACACAAAUCAGAGAGAAAGAGGAGAGGGAAGAAGAAGAAGGACUGAAAUUAAAAAGACUGGAAAACAAGUGCAGCCAAGACAGGACAAAACCUGAUGGAUGAGGAUAAGAUGCUGCUGCAUCUGAGCGUCUCUGCCUGACUUCUGAGGAGUUUGGGCUCGGACAUGACAGAGAUGCAGCGUCCAAGUGUUUGAGCCUAAGCAUCUCCAGUUUUGUGUGUGUGAGAGUGUGUUAAUGUGUGUGAAGCCAUGGCGAGCGCUCAGCCGGGGGUCCACGCAUUGAAACUCCAGCCUCCCUCCGUCUCUCACACACUGAGGAACGGAAGCAACUUCAUUAAAUGGGACGAGGAUCUGUCCACCGUGACUCCAGUGACUCUACAUGUGGAUCAACAUGGAUUUUACCUCUACUGGACUGACCAAAACAAGGAGACGGAGUUGUUGGACCUGACUCUUGUAAAAGAUGUCAGAACGGGGAGAAGCACCAAAACACCCAAGGAGGCCAAGCUGCGGGAGCUGCUGGAUGUUGGGAAUCUGGUUGGCCGGCUUGAGAACCGCAUGGUUACCGUGGUUACGGCUUCAGACCUUGUCAACGUCAACCAGCUCAACUUCAUUGCUUCACAGGAGGACGAAGCUAAGGUGUGGUGUGAGGAACUGUUCUCUCUGUCUUCCAACCUGCUGAGCCACAAUCUCAAUAGAGACCACAGUCUGUUAAAAGCGUACGUCAGAUUAACUCUCCAGCCGAACGCAGAGGGGAGAAUCCCUGUCAAGAACAUUGUUCGACUGUUUUCAUCAGACAGAAAGAGAGUAGAGAAUUCCCUGGAGAAUUGCAGGCUGCCCUACGGACGGGGUGACAGUAUCAAACUGGAGGACUUCACACUCGAAGUUUACAGGAGCUUUUUGGACAGUCUGUGUCCUCGUCCUGAGCUUGGCAACAUCUUUAAACUGCAAGGAGGGGAUGAUGGGACACUGUCAGUCGAUCAGAUGACAGAGUUCAUCAACAACAAGCAGAGAGACCCGAGGCUGAAUGAAAUCCUCUAUCCGCCUCUUCGUCCUGCACUGACAAACUCUCUGAUGGAGAGGUACCAACAGGACCAGGCACUGCUGAAGCAAGGAUUCAUCUCUCUCCAGGCAUUCUCCAGUUUUCUGUCCAGUGAAGAGAACGGAGUCAUCCCACCAGAGAAACUGGAUCAGUCUGAAGACAUGAGCUUCCCCCUGUCUCACUAUAUCAUCAACUCAUCACAUAAUACAUACCUGACAGCGGGCCAGCUGGCAGGGAGCUCCUCAGUAGAGAUGUACAGGCAGGUGCUUCUGGCUGGAUGCCGCUGUGUGGAAUUAGAUGUGUGGAAAGGACGAACGGCUGAGGAGGAACCUGUCAUCACGCAUGGGUUUACCAUGACAUCAGAAAUCCCUUUUAAGGAAGUGAUUGAAGCUAUUGCAGAGUGCGCCUUCAAGACUUCACCUUUCCCUGUCAUACUCUCCUUUGAAAACCACGUGGACUCUUUGAAGCAGCAGGCUAAAAUGGCUGAAUACUGUCGAUCUAUUUUCGGAGAUGCGCUGUUGAUUGACCCUCUGGACAAAUAUCCUCUGGAGUCAGGCGUCCCCCUGCCCAGUCCUCAGGAGCUAAUGGGCAAAAUUCUCAUCAAGAACAAGAAAUCCCACAAACCCUCCAAUAACACGGACACCAAACGACUGACGGAUCAACCUGCCAAUCAGAGCAACGAACAAGUGUGUCCUAGCAACAACACGGGAGAGAUCGAGGCUGAGAGUGAGGAAGAUGAUGAUGAUGAAGAUGAUGAUGGUAAAAAGGGCUCAGCAGAGCGGGAGGCAGUGGCUACGGAGGAAAUGUCAACUCUAGUAAACUAUGUUCAGCCAACCAAGUUCACCUCCUUCGAAGCCUCCAAGAAGGCGGCCCGCUGUUACCACAUGUCGUCUUUUGUGGAGACCAAAGCUUUGGAGCACCUCACAAAGUCACCAGUGGAGUUUGUUGAAUAUAAUAAAUAUCAGUUGAGUCGUAUCUAUCCAAAAGGAACCAGAGUCGACUCAUCCAACUUCAUGCCUCAACUCUUUUGGAACGCCGGCUGUCAGCUGGUGGCUCUCAACUACCAAACUAUAGAUUUGUCCAUGCAGCUCAAUCUCUUCAUGUUCGAGUACAACGGUCGGAGUGGCUACAGACUGAAGCCUGAGUUCAUGAGACGGCCAGACAAACACUUUGACCCCUUCACAGAAAACACAGUGGAUGGUAUCGUUGCCAACACGCUGUCUGUGAAGGUGAUUUCAGGCCAGUUUCUGACUGAACGGCGGGUGGGUGUGUAUGUGGAGGUGGAGAUGUUUGGACUUCCUGUGGACACCAGAAGGAAAGCGCUGAAGACCAAAACCUCUCAGAACAACAACGCCAUCAACCCAGUUUGGGACGAAGAGCCGAUCGUCUUCAAAAAGGUGAUUCUUCCUACUCUGGCGUCUCUGAGAAUUGCUGCUUUUGAGGAAGGAGGGAAGUUUAUUGGUCAUCGGAUUAUUCCAGUGACUGCCAUAAGACCAGGUUACCGUUACAUCGGUUUGAGGAAUGAGAAAAAUCAAUCUCUGAUUCUACCAGCUGUGUUUGUCUACAUCGAGGUCAAAGAUUACGUCCCAGACACCUUUGCAGAUGUGAUAGAGGCUUUGUCCAACCCCAUUCGAUAUGUCAACCUCCUGGAGCAGAGGUCUAAACAGCUGGCGGCUCUGACACUGGAGGACGGGGAGGAGGACACGCAGACCGAGGAUGAGGCUGACACUUGUGCAGAGCGUAAGAACGAUCUGAAAUCAGCUCCACUGGAGAACGGUUUGAGCCCCGCCUCUGGCCCUACAGGACACACCCCCAUCACCACGACGCCCAAAGCUUCCGCAGCCAAUCAGCAAGCAGCUACGACAGAUGCAGCCAAACCAGCAGCAAAGAGUGAAGAUCUGGUUUUAAGUAUUUUGAUAGAUGUCCCAGUGUGCACCAUAGAGAGUCUUCAGCAGUCAAAGGUUUACCAGAAGGAGCAGAGACGUCAGUUUAAAGAGCUGAAAGAGUUAGUGAGACGGCACCAGAAGAAAACCUCAGAGCUCCUCCGAGAGUUCAACAACAAGUACAAGAAGAUGGCCAGACAGUGCAGCAAGAGCAGGGCUUCGUGUUCGGACAGUGAGAAAGACGACUGCCUCCAGCGGCUGAGAGACGAGCAGCAGCAGCAGCUCUUGGCUCUGAGGCAGGAACAGUACUACAGUCAAAAGUAUCUGCAGAGAGAACAUAUUAAAAUGCUGACAGAGCGACUGAGCAAUCUGGCGGAGGAAAGUCACAACUCCCAGAUGAAGAAACUCAAAGAUAUCUGUGACAAGGAGAAAAAAGAGCUGAAGAGGCAGAUGGAUCGAAGGAGAACAGAGAAGAUCAACCAAGCAAAGACCAAAGAGAAACAUCUGGCUGAAGAGGAGAAGAUGGAGAUCAAUAAGUCCUACGUCAAUGAAGUCGUCCAGAACAUAAAACGGCUUGAGGAGACUCAGGCGAAGCGCCACGAUCAGCUGGUGGAACAGCACAGCGAGCUCCUGCAGGAGAUACAAGACCAGAAACCAAAGCUGCAAGGGGCCGUGGAGGCAGAUUUUCAGGAGAGGUUCCAGUGUUUGCCGGGAGAGAUUGAAGACUUUCUGCAGGACAGGAAGACAGAGGUUAGAGGUCACAGCAAGUCCCGGCCAUCGACCCCACACGAAGCUCUGUCAGAGGAGGACUGAAGAGAAACAAAUGUGCAGACGAGUCAUGGGAGUGUGAAGAAGAAGAAUCGAUGAAUCAAUGGAAGCAGAGUGGAGUGAAUCAAGAAGUGGAUCAAAAUACAAGGAAGUAAGAAAUGCAAAAGGGAAGCAUUGAUGAAAGGCUAGUGCGGGAGUAAAUAAAAGCAGAAGAGAUAUCAAGAUUAUAAAGACUGUUACUUUUCUUUUUAAUGGAAGAAUGCUUUAAUGAUGUAUUUUUUAAUUCCAUUCAAGCAUGCACUUUGCUGUACUUCAGCAUUUAAUCAGAACCCAUUUAGUCUUAUUUUCUUUCACUUGUUAUUUUAGAGGACAACUGAAUCAAUCUAUCUAUCUAUCUAUCUAUCUAUCUAUCUAUCUGACAGUUUGUACUAUUUAUUUGUGUUCAUACAUUUGAAUAUCAGUGUACAUACAUCAGACUCGAGGACGGUCUCUAUUUUAUAUGCACAUGGAGAGAUGUUACACAAUGUUACACAAAUGCUACGAAUCCAAACCACACAUUUUUUUGAGCAGCGUUCAACAAACUCUAAGCAGCUAUUUUAUCUUCUUAUUAGUCAGCCACCGUGGCGGCCUCGACGACUUCUACAAUGGGCACUGCUAGUUCCUCAGCUGUGUCUUAUAAACACUUAUUUAUCAUUUUUUGCAAUGCUCUCUUUUCAUAUAGUUGCACACAUUCCCACUCUGAAACUUCUGAUGCAUAUGGAUAGUCUGAUCUUUUGGCCUCUGAGCAGCUUUGCUGGAGCAUCUGGAGUUCAGUGGUAAUGAUGGAGAUUUAUCCACCACAUUUUGCUAGUUUGAAAUAAUGUAGAAUUAGAAAUGUUGCAUACUUUAAAAAUACAGAAUGAUGUACGCAGCAGUACAAGAUAACACACAUACCAUAGCGUAAUGUCAAUAUUAUAUACUUUUCACUGAUUUUUACGGUCAUGGUUUUAUGUUACAUCAGUGCAUUUAAUGCCAUGUAAUAUUUCAAGAGCAUAUUAUCAGGCCGUUUUAUGGGGUUGUUUUUAAAGCUGACAGUCAUCUGUGUAACAAGUAAGACCUUAACAGGGAUAAAGCCCAUAUUCAGACCAUGAAUGAGUAUGUUGACACACUUGUUGCAAGAUUUAUGCGAUAGGCGACUGGAUCAUUUAUUGAAUCCUCACUUAUUUGCUUUGAUUAUGCACUUAUUUAUUUAUUUAUUCUUAUUUAUUUAUUUCUUCUUGAGAUUAUUGGAGAAAAUGUAUCUCAAUGGAAAUUUCUGUUAAGUUAUUAAAAUUAUUUUUCAUAGCAUGACUGUUAGCCUAAGACAUUUAUGGAUUGAUGUACUUUACUAAAGUUAAGGGAACUAGGAGGAUUUGCACAGAAAAAUUAUGCGAUAAAAUUCACCUAUUUUUUUUUUUUUAAUGAUCAGAGUUUUCUGACCAGUAGCAGCAACAUCCCACCAGUUCCCUUCGCCUGCUGUACUAAUGGUCUGACGGUUGGAUGUCCUGUUAGAUGUGGAAGAGCCUCAAAGUUUGCUGCCACUGCAUGAUUUAUUUGUUUUGAUGUGAAAGUUGUUUUAACAGAGUCAUCACUCGGAUGAUCUCUUUAUUUAUUGAUUGUUAUUUUCAUGAUAAUUAAGGAUCAACAACAUAAACAAUUUAUAAAACUGUUAAAAUAGUUUUAGAGUGCAAAGUCAACCUUUUUUUUUUGUAAAAAUGUAAAAUGAUCGGAGCUUGACACUCUUUGUACAGUGAUCUUCUAGAAAAUAUCUGUCGGAACAUUUUCCAUGUUUUCCUUUUCUUCCGGACGUAUACAACUAAGGCUUAAGCUGUGUUCAACAACCUUUUUUGCAGGGAACCGUUUCUUAAAAUUUAAGCCACUGUUGAUUGAGAUUGAACAAUCUUGGCCACGGUCUGUACCCGACCUCAUUAAGGUAGCCUACACUGCAGUUUCGAUGGCAAUAUUUUAGACUCAGCUGCUAACUCUGUGUGCUAACAUUAAAGUACCUCACUAUUCUGUCACCACUGUAGGUCAAAAUUAUCUGUUAAAAACAUGUUUAAGUCUACAAAGUGGCUGAGGUUCUCCAACAAAAUGUCUUGCUGAACGCACCCUUGCUUUAGUGAUUAAACUGAGCAUGCUUUAUUGUCUUGGAUUUCUCUGCCAGUUGAAUUGUUUCUUGGUUUUACUGAAUGCUAUUUUAAUUCAAAGACUAUUAAAAAGAUUUGAUCUAAAAAA